Messenger RNA from Lodderomyces oxycetoniae, 2157 nucleotides. RefSeq names its product Opt8p (gene OPT8). The coding region runs from base 1 to 2157 and encodes 718 amino acids. Gene Ontology annotation, molecular function: oligopeptide transmembrane transporter activity. The record is from RefSeq and is a predicted model, not a curated record. Gene Ontology annotation, cellular component: fungal-type vacuole membrane. The transcript has a single exon. NCBI's taxonomy places the organism in Eukaryota, Fungi, Ascomycota, Pichiomycetes, Serinales, Debaryomycetaceae.
AUGUCUGUUGAAGUUAGUAGUCAUGUUGAAGUUACUGGGGAAAGGAAGGUUGGAUAUCUAGAGAAGCUAAGUCUUCCUCAAGUUACUAUCCGAGCGACUUUAGUUGGAUUAGUAAUUGGGUCAGUUAUUCUUAUAUCGAAUUUUCAGUUUGGUUUACAAACAGGAUGGGUUUCUAUGAUGUCUCUACCUGCGGCCUUGCUAGGUUUUGCUACGUUCAAGCUAACACCCUUGGCGCAGGAUUUCACUGAUGUGGAAAAUGUCUAUAUUCAAAGUAUUGCUGUUGCUGUGGGGACAGGACCCCUUGCUUAUGGAUUCAUUGGUAUUAUUCCAGCAAUUGAAAAGUUUCUAACGCCACAAGAGUCGGGUAUCGGGAAGCAUAUCAUUUUUUCAACCAAGGAGUUGAUAAUAUGGUCUAUGGGAUUAGGAUUAUUUGGAGUGUUUUUCGCUAUUCCCUUGAGAAAUCAAGUGAUUAUUAAAGAGAAACUUGCCUUUCCCUCUGGGAGCGCUACGGCAACAUUGAUAUCUGUGCUACAUGGUACAGAGGUUUUUGAAGAUGAAAGCGACGAAGAAGCAAAAGGAGAAGAAGAAGAAGAAGCAGAGGAGCAAUUGAAGAACCUACAAGGGGGUGGUGGUGGUGGUGGAGGAGGAGGAGGAGUCGAUUUUCCAAGCUUACAACGAGAAACUUCUACUACCCAACUCUUGAAGGCUACCGACUACAACAGCAAUAUGCAAUCACUAGGAAUCACCUUUGGUAUAUCUGCAGUGUAUACUAUAGUAUCGUUUUUUUUCCCCAUACUAAAGAGAUUGCCAAUAUUUGGAACUUGGAUGUCCAAGAGAUACCUUUGGGAUUUUCAACCAUCACCUGCAUACAUUGGUCAAGGCAUUAUUAUGGGAUUACCUACUGUUUCAUAUAUUUUAUUUGGUGCAAUACUAGGUUGGGGAGUUUUAGCGCCGUUGUCGAAACAUAUGAAAUGGGCACCAGGCGAAAUUGACGAUUGGAUGGAAGGUGGUCAAGGUUGGAUAUUAUGGAUUAGUUUAAGUAUCAUGGUUGCAGAUUCGCUUAUUUCCUUUAUUGUGCUUAGCAUCAAGUCGGUCAUCUCGUUUUUCGAUGAUUUGAAAAGGAGAGAACGUUUGUAUGCAAACUCAUUGGAGCUUCAACAACCAUUGACUGCCAGUUAUAGCAAUCCAGGUGUUAAUGACGAAACUAUUAACAGCCAUAAUACCACCUCCUCCAAGAUCACUACCUCCACCACCUUGUACGCCGAACCACGGAACCGGCAAAAGGUUGUCGAAGUGCCCCUGGAAUUCCUUAUUUCCAAUAAAGUGGCAAUUGUAGGAACAAUAUUCUCAUCCAUAUUGUGCAUAUGUACGCUUUACUGGAUUUUUGGCGAGUUGAUUCCCAUAUAUGCAUCGAUAACAGCUAUAUUACUAGCAAUGCUAUUCAGCGUGCUUGCCACAAGAACUCUUGGUGUUUCCGACAUUAACCCGGUGAGUGGGAUUGGCAAAUUGUCACAACUUAUCUUUGCCCUCAUCAUCCCUUCCGACCAUCCAGCAAAAGUAUUGAUCAACUUGAUAUCAGGAGGCGUUGCAGAAGCAGGAGCACAACAAGCUGGAGACUUGAUGCAAGAUUUGAAAACUGGUCACAUGGUUGGUGCCGCUCCAAAAGCUCAAUUUGUUGCUCAAAUAAUAGGUACCAUAUUUUCCGUGUUUCUCAGUUCCAUCAUGUACAGGGUAUACCAAUCUAUUUACGAGAUUCCUAAUGACAUAUUUCGUAUUCCCACGGCAAUAAUUUGGAUUGACUGUUCAAGAUUGGUUACUGGAGAAGGUCUACCGCCAAAAGCGAUGGAGUUUUCCAUAGUCUUUGGUGUUGUUUUUGCCUUGAUAUCCUUAUUGAAAAACACAUUACCACAAACUUCAAAGUUUCACAAGCAUUUGGUAUGGUUACCAAAUGGUGUCGCCGUAGGGAUUGGUAUCUACAACACACCCAAUUUUACACUCGCGAGGUUUCUAGGUGGCCUCAUAGCUUACUACUGGGCAAGAUUAAGUAGCAGAGGAAGAAUAGGAAUGAUCAUAUUUAGCAGUGGCCUCGUUCUAGGAGAAGGUCUACUAAGUGGAUUUACGAUGCUACUCACAAGCCUAGGAGUAAAACAUUUUUAA